AUGCGGCGGGCACUGCUCACCCUCCUGCUGCUGCUCGCCCGCCCGCCGCCCGCCGCCGCCCGUCCCGCCACCACCGACGGCUCCGUCCCGGCGGCCGGGACCGGGGCUCAGGACCACCCGCUCUGGCCGCCGCUGGCGCCGCCGCCCCCGGGGCCGUGGCGAGGGCGGCGGGACGAGCCGCCGCUGUCCAUCGACCUCACCUUCCACCUCCUGCGGCACCUCUUGCUGCUCGCCCGCGCCCAGAGCCAGCGCGCCCGCGCCGAUUCCAACCGCCGCAUCCUCGACGCCGUGGGACGCUGA
Molecule: messenger RNA, 300 nt
Organism: Pseudopodoces humilis (Tibetan ground-tit)
Lineage: Eukaryota; Metazoa; Chordata; Aves; Passeriformes; Paridae
Source: RefSeq, a predicted model, not a curated record